Molecule: messenger RNA, 639 nt
Organism: Solanum lycopersicum (tomato)
Lineage: Eukaryota; Viridiplantae; Streptophyta; Magnoliopsida; Solanales; Solanaceae
Product: transcription factor TCP13-like
Biological process (GO): regulation of secondary shoot formation
Cellular component (GO): nucleus
Molecular function (GO): DNA-binding transcription factor activity; sequence-specific DNA binding
Source: RefSeq, a predicted model, not a curated record
AUGAAUCAUCAGUGUCAAGUAUCAGAUGAAGAAGAUGGAUCAGAAGAGGAAGAAGAGGAGGAAGAGGAAGUUUUUCAAGAAAAUGACAUUGGAAACCUUCAAAGUCACUACCAAAACCAGCAGAUGCCACAGUCAGUCUACAAAAAGCAAGAAAAAUGGGCUAAUUUCACAGUAAGCGAACAAGAAUUGAACAAAGGGACAAGAAGAAUGAAGCCAAAGAGAGCUAAAACAGAUGUUAUAGAAGGCCAUGGAGGCCGAAUUAUUCGAGCCACGGGAAGGAAAGACAGACACAGUAAGGUUUCAACUGCAAAAGAUCCGAAGGAUCUACGAGUUAGGCUUUCACCAAACACUGCAAUUCAGUUCUAUGAUGUGCAAGAUAGACUUGGGUAUGACCGUCCAAGUAAGGCUAUUGAUUGGCUGAUUAUAGAAGCUAAAGCUGCAAUUGAUGCUCUUGGUGAGUUCCCUAAUAAUUUUCACUCUACUAAACUAAAUCCCAAAAAAAUGCAGUAUUCAUUUGAUCAAGAACAGAGUCCAGAAUUUAGCCAAGAAAAUAGAGGUGUUCCCAAAUCUGAAUAUGGAGUUCAAGAAAAACAGCAAGAGGUGAAUUAUGACAUCCCAAACUUGUUUUCACUCAACUAG